Messenger RNA from Selaginella moellendorffii, 1888 nucleotides. Its product is annotated as bifunctional protein FolD 2. Lineage: Eukaryota; Viridiplantae; Streptophyta; Lycopodiopsida; Selaginellales; Selaginellaceae. Gene Ontology annotation, biological process: tetrahydrofolate interconversion. The coding region runs from base 471 to 1829 and encodes 452 amino acids. Gene Ontology annotation, cellular component: cytosol. Gene Ontology annotation, molecular function: methenyltetrahydrofolate cyclohydrolase activity; methylenetetrahydrofolate dehydrogenase (NADP+) activity. The transcript has 5 exons. The record is from RefSeq and is a predicted model, not a curated record.
UCAACGUGCUGAAAACGAAAAAGUCAUCAAGGAGCCACUCCAAAAGGCCAGUUUCAAGUUCGUCAAGCUCAAGGUCGGCAUGAGCGGAAGAGGAGUGGCUGUUCUUCUCAGCCUCAAGGUCGCUGGAGUGUGACGGCGUCCAACGUUUUCAUGAUUGAUCCAUCAACGUUAGGUGGCUGGAUCCGACGGCCCAAAAAGUUCGGCAACUUGCGCUGGCAUCGCCCUCAAAGAUCUUCUUGACGCUGCAAAACUCCCCGCUAUGGAGGAGAGAUGCCAGGAUGCUCGUCCGAGCGCGCAAGGCAUCUUCAUCUUUGAAUGCAAUCACCUCCCUUCCUCCAGAGCCCUGGCGCUGCUGCGCUGUCGGAUGAGCUCGCCAUAACUCCUGGAAUCCAAGCUCCGAUCAUCCUCACGCUCCAAAUGCUCCACUAUCUCUCGCAGAUUCUUCCCAGUCCACAAAGUGCCCGCUGUUGAUGGUGGCGACCCUGGUAUACAGCGCCAUCCACCGCCUGUUUCGUGUCAUCGUAGCCCCAGAUCGAUCGAUUCACGAGGAGCUCGCGAGCAAGGAGACAGGUAGCGUUUGGAUGGCCGCCGCCAAAGCCCUAAACCCUCUUCCUCGAGGCGAGGGACGAGUGGGCAUGGGCGCCAGCAUCAGGAGUGGCGCGAGCUUGGCGGCUACGGGCUACAUUCCGCGGAGCUUGCGAUCGCAGCAGUGCUCCAGCGCUAGAUUCCGGGUGGAGCUCCUCGCUCCCACCAGGAAUUUAGGUCUUUCCAGCAACCUCCAGCAGCAGCACCAUCCGCUGGAAUUCGCGUCUAGCGGCAAGAAGCAAGGAUCCUUGUUCUUGGUUCCAAGCACGGGCGAUAACUGGAAAGCUCGCAGCGAUCUUCUUCCUUGCCGAGCCAUUGCCGAGGAAGAACAGAUGGCCGAUGCCAAAGAAGCUGACACAGCUGCCAGAAUCGAUGGCAAGGCAAUCUCGCAAGCGAUCCGGGACGAGGUUGCGCAAGAGGUGGCCAGGAUGAAGAGCGCGCUGGGAAAAGUUCCCGGCCUCGCUGUUAUUCUGGUUGGCAGCCGCAAGGAUUCGCUGCUCUACGUGACGAGCAAGGAGAAGGCCUGCGAGCAGGCUGGAAUUCGAUCCUACAGCGUCAACUUGCCCGACACCGCCACCGAGGCCGAGAUCUUGGAGCACGUCCACAAGUUCAAUCGUGAUCCCGAUGUUCACGGCAUCCUCGUCCAGCUUCCACUCCCAAAGCACGUCCGAGAGCAAGAAAUCCUGGGAGCCGUGAGCAUGGACAAGGACGUCGAUGGAUUCCACCCCACGAACAUUGGAAGGCUGGCCAUGCAAGGAAGGCAGCCUCUUUUCAUCCCGUGCACGCCUCGGGGGUGUAUAGAGCUGCUACUGCGAACCGGCGUGCAAAUCAGUGGCAAGCAUGCUGUUGUCAUCGGUCGCAGCAACAUCGUAGGAACGCCAGCAGCGAUGCUCCUCCAGCGUCACAAUGCAACCGUGACGGUGGUUCACUCUUACACUCCAGAUCCGGCUGCGGUGACGAGAACUGCGGAUAUCGUCAUUGCCGCGGCUGGAGUGGCUCAUCUGGUGCGGAAAGACUGGCUCAAACCAGGAGCUGUGGUGAUUGACGUUGGUAUCAACCCGAUCGAGGAUCCUUCCGCAAAGAAAGGCCAUCGCACAGUAGGUGAUGUCCACUUCAAAGAAGCGUGUAGUGUGGCGUCGGCCAUCACUCCAGUCCCUGGAGGUGUUGGACCCAUGACCAUCGCCAUGCUCCUCCAAAACACUGUAGAAUCGGCCAAGCGGGCCUAUGAAUUCAAUGGAACUUAAGCGGCUAGCAAACUAAGUCUCGAGUCUCGCCAAAAAUGAAAGUUUUGGAUACAAAGAAA